AAGCUAGCCGAAGCCCCGCCCCGCCCCGCCCCGCCCCGCCCCAACGGGGGCUGGAACCGGGCGCCGAGAGUAGAGAAAAGGGGCCUUUGGUGACCGCCCCUACCUGGCAUCCCUCUAACCCAGGAGGAGCGUGGGGAAAGGGGCUGUGGGCCUCUCGGGGAGCGAGCUGCGGGUAGCGGCGCACUGGGUACAGGCGCGCGCUUUGCUGUCGCCUCUGCCGCUGUGUUUGGGAGGACUCGAACUGGCGCCAGAGCUGAUAGGUGGCCUGCCGAGGAGGACGUGUACUCAUGGUGGCGUCGUGCUCUAGCGCCCCGGAAUAAUCCUGAAAAUGGGAACGCUGCCUCCAAGAGACCGCGCAGCCUGGAGAAGUCGCCAGGGACAGGGUCAGGACUUGAUCCUCGCGGGUCGACAUGGUCUCAUUCCUCUAGCGUUGGGGUGAUGACCUACUGCCCGCCUGCUGCCUGUUACUAUCAUUUGCGUUAGAGAGUUGCGUUAGAGAGUUCGUACAAUCUGCUGAUUCUGCACAUGCCGCUUCUGACCAUUCUGCAGUUUAGAAUCCAAAAGGAAAUAUUAGGAAGCUGUGAUUUUCAAAGCUAAUUAUGAAAACAUUUAUCAUCGGAAUCAGUGGUGUGACAAACGGUGGGAAAACAACACUGGCUAAGAAUUUGCAGAAACACCUGCCAAAUUGCAGUGUCAUAUCUCAGGAUGAUUUCUUCAAGCCAGAGUCUGAGAUAGAGACAGAUAAAAAUGGAUUUUUGCAGUAUGAUGUGCUUGAAGCACUUAACAUGGAAAAAAUGAUGUCAGCCAUUUCCUGCUGGAUGGAAAGUGCAAGACACUCUGUGGUAUCAACAGACCAGGAAAGUGCUGAGGAAAUUCCCAUUUUAAUCAUCGAAGGUUUUCUUCUUUUUAAUUAUAAGCCCCUUGACACUAUAUGGAAUAGAAGCUAUUUCCUGACUAUUCCAUAUGAAGAAUGUAAAAGGAGGAGGAGUACAAGGGUCUAUCAGCCUCCAGACUCUCCGGGAUACUUUGAUGGCCAUGUGUGGCCCAUGUAUCUAAAGUACAGACAAGAAAUGCAGGACAUCACAUGGGAAGUUGUGUACCUGGAUGGAACAAAACCUGAACAGGACCUCUUUUUGCAAGUAUAUGAAGAUCUAAUACAAGAACUAGCAAAGCAAAAGUGUUUGCAAGUGACAGCAUAAAGACGGAACACAACAAAUUCUUCCUGAAGUGAAUUAGGAAACUCCAAGGAGUAAUUUAAGAACCUUAACCAAGAUACAAUGUAUACUGUGGUACAAUGACAGCCAUUGUUUCAUAUGUUUGAUUUUUAUUGCACAUGGUUUUCCCAACAUGUGGAACAAUAAAUAUCCAUGCCAAUGGACAGGACUGUACCUUAGCAAGUUGCUCCCUCUCCAGGGAGCGCAUAGAUACAGCAGAGCUCACAGUGAGUCAGAAGGUCUCCACUUUCUGAACAUAGCUCUAUAACAAUGAUUGUCAAACUUUUCUAACUGGAGCUCAGAGUAAGAAAUAAAGAUUACAUCACAAUCCAA
Pan troglodytes (chimpanzee) is the source of this 1547-nucleotide messenger RNA. It is a transcript of the gene NMRK1, whose product is annotated as nicotinamide riboside kinase 1. The transcript has 11 exons. The record is from RefSeq and is a predicted model, not a curated record. Bases 600 to 1199 code for a protein of 199 amino acids. Lineage: Eukaryota; Metazoa; Chordata; Mammalia; Primates; Hominidae.